Molecule: messenger RNA, 291 nt
Organism: Aspergillus piperis CBS 112811
Lineage: Eukaryota; Fungi; Ascomycota; Eurotiomycetes; Eurotiales; Aspergillaceae
Exons: 2
Coding region: 1-291 (96 amino acids)
Source: RefSeq, a predicted model, not a curated record
AUGAAGGCCCCCACGGCGGUCCCCAGGGCGGUCCCCAGGGCGGUCCUGGAGGUCCUGGCGGCCCUCACGGCGGUGGCCCUGGUGGUCCUCAUGGUGGUCCCGGAGGUCCCGGCGGCCCUGGAGGAUUCGGUGGUCCUCAUGAAGGUCCUGGUGGCCACGGAGGCCCUCACGGCGGCGGCCACGGCGGUCCUGGUGGUCCUCACGGCGGUCCUGGCGGCCCCGGUGGCCCUCACGGAGGCCCCGGCCGUUUCUAAAGCCCUGACGGACUACAACUCCGAGUACCGCAGAUGA